Molecule: messenger RNA, 270 nt
Organism: Penicillium pulvis
Lineage: Eukaryota; Fungi; Ascomycota; Eurotiomycetes; Eurotiales; Aspergillaceae
Exons: 4
Coding region: 1-270 (89 amino acids)
Source: RefSeq, a predicted model, not a curated record
AUGACCAAGGAAUUAGUCUUCGACGUCCGCUAUGUCAACGAACUCGCCCACACCCACUACGGGGACGGCCAAAAGCUAGCCAAGCAGCUUAUGGGGAUCUACAACCAAUAUAAUGUGGAAGUCGCGGAUAAUUUCGACUCGCCCGUGUCCGAGACCCUUAUGAGUCUUGUGCCGGUGUCGGCUCCAGAUGGUACGACUGUUGACGAUUUGAGGAUGGUGAAAGUUCCUCCGGGCUUGAUGAUUGAUAUCUUGGAUUUUGAUAUGUACUAA